CUCUCUCCCUCUCUCCCUCUCUCCUCCCUCUUCACCCACCGGUCUUACCUUCCACGCCGCACUCGUUUAAUAUCCACCUCGAUUCCCACCUCAUUCUUUCACUCCCCUCCCAUCUUUCAACUUGCUCUUCCAACCCUAUAAGAAGAAUAAAGAGUUCCACCAGGGCAAAGAUCACCCAGGCUCUGCGAUAUUCAGCUUCCAUCCCUUCGCUCGUUGCUGCUUCAAUCCCACUACCCUCAACUUCUUACUGCUCCUGCCCUUACCUCUUUAAAUAUCUCUGGACAAUCCUCCCUUCCUCCUCCCCGUCUACCGAUCAUCCUUCGUCCAAGACGAUCCGUGUCCCUUCGGCAGCCAUCCUCGAACGCCUUCCCAUAUCUGAGAUUUCCUUCUCAAUCGGCCGGUCCUACGCUCGUUUCUCACCCCCUCAACACCAGCAGCCAUGAUGAACACUCAGGCAAUGGCGCCGCAGUCAGCGAUGGUCGAACACCAUCGUUUAGCUAGAGAUGCCUUUCCAUACCCAGCAGGAUUUGUCCUACAUUACGCAUCACAGCUAUCACCCCCCCGCGCUGGAUCCGGGGGUCUCUCUCUGUCCGGCUCCGAUCCCAUUCGUACUCACCAUCACCACCAGCGCCAGCACCACCACCACCACCACCACCACCAGCCGCAGCAACAUCACCACCAGCACCAACUUCACCAGCAACACCAGCAGCAGGAACACCAACUUGCGACUGCGUUAGCAAACUCGAGUCCUAAGCAACAGCAACUGCCUUCCCCCGCAUCCGAGAUGGGCAAUGCCUUCGAGGAUACCCCCGCUAGCCUGGAGGGGUUCCCCACUCAAGCGGAAUUCGAGAACCUUCUCAACGAGUACAUUCUUUCGCUCUCCCCCAAGAAGAGGGACAAGGCCCUUAUCCCUCAAAAACGCUAUGACAACAUUCUAGCCGUCCUCCGUGAUCCCAAGUGCACAACCAUUGAGUCCGCUCAGUUUAGGUUCUGGGCAAAGAAGAUGUUCCGCUUGGUGCCUGACGAUGACAACGUUGGCGUUGUUUGCCAUGAGGGCAAGCCGGUGGCCGUGAGAGAGCAGCUUUACCAUGUACUGACAUCCUCUCACGGACAGGCCCAACAUGGUGGACGUGACAAGACGUCGGCUCAAGUUCGCAAAUAUUUCUCCUGGUACGUUAAUGGAAAAUCAAAAGCCCUCUCUUUUAUUACUGCGCAAGCAAGCACGUCAAGUUCCAUGGUAAAAUUCUUAAGAACGGAGGUGCCUACCGCUCUCCUGUGCCCUUCCUUUCCGGUGAAGUAAGAGGAAAGAAGAACAAGCAUAGAUGAACACAGCUCCCUUUCAAAGUCUCCCCCUACUAAGCCUCUCUUCUCCCCAUCCCGUCAUAUUUUCCCAGCGAAGAAAGAAAAGAAAAAAAAAGCCCAGACACCACUCUGUAGUAAGCCCAGGCUAACAUUUUGGCUUUUUCUUCGCAAUCAGGGUCCCCAAGGAGCUCAUUGCCCGUUUCGUCCGAAAUUGCCCCAGUUGCACUCUCCGGCGCAGUAACCCCUUGGAAUACUCUGUAGCAAACAGUGCUCGCCAAGCAAUUGAUACUACCCCCACAUACAUCACCUCCUCCGCCAGUUCUUCCCAACGAUCAUCCAUGAGCUCCAUGAGCUCACCGAUGACCACCAUGCCUCCCAGUCACCAGGUAGUGGCUCAGUUGGCCCUGGUUUCCUCUCCACCCCCCUCGAACCUCGUUCCCGCCACCGCAAACUCUCAUACCUACUCCUACUCCUUCCCCGAAAUGCCUCUUGACCCACGCAUGUACGGUCCUAGCGACUUAUCCAACUGAAGGAGCGGACGGCAUUACUAGAGCCUUGCAGCGCCGUGCAGCGGGUGAAGGAGGGGGGAGGCGGCGACAGCAGACGGACAUGGAGAGAGAUAAACGAAAAACCUCUUUUUAAAAUACAAAAAAUAACAAAUGGACUAAUUGCUUCCAAGUUUUUCAUGGGAUCACGUUUGUAUGGAAUCUUUUUUACUGGGGUCAUCCGGGGUCUGUUGAUUCUCUUUUUUUCUAUUUUCCACGAAAUGGCCUGACAUUUCUUGCUUUUGGGGUUUACAUUAUCUUGGUCCGCAACUUUUUCUUUUUUUUUCUUCUUUUUCUACUCGGGGGAACAAAAAAAAAAGCUCCGUACAGCGGGGAAGGAGAAGGAAGGGCGGUCGGUCGGUGGUGGGGGUGGGUAGCGGUGGAGGUAGUUCAGAAAAAUACUUUCUUGUCUUUACUUUUGUCGAAAUAGGUUUCCCCCCCGCCAAGGUUUACCGUGAUUUUCAUUUCAUUUCCCUUUCGCAUUCUUCUCACUUGCAUUGGGAUUUCUCGUGCUUGGUCUCUUUUCUUUUCUCGGCCGCUUGGGGCCGUCGUCCUCGCCAGCGGAGCCAGGCAGUCCAUUGGAGAAUACGGGCUAAGGGUUACUAAUACUAAGCUUUCGUGUAGUAUUCGUUUUUCUUCUCUAAUCUCUAUAUUCCCUCUAUCCUUCAGUCCUAUCACCCUUUCCCAUUCUAUCUUUCGUUCCCCUAUGUACAUAUAUUCCGACCGCCGAAAUAUGCCUUUUGAUGUUUCUGUG
Messenger RNA from Tuber aestivum (summer truffle), 2601 nucleotides. Lineage: Eukaryota; Fungi; Ascomycota; Pezizomycetes; Pezizales; Tuberaceae. The record is from the annotation of a GenBank genome assembly.